This is a messenger RNA of Synchiropus splendidus (mandarinfish), 3222 nucleotides long. It is a transcript of the gene eif3c, whose product is annotated as eukaryotic translation initiation factor 3, subunit C. Gene Ontology annotation, biological process: translational initiation. The transcript is spliced from 23 exons. Gene Ontology annotation, molecular function: translation initiation factor binding; RNA binding; translation initiation factor activity. The record is from RefSeq and is a predicted model, not a curated record. Lineage: Eukaryota; Metazoa; Chordata; Actinopteri; Syngnathiformes; Callionymidae. Gene Ontology annotation, cellular component: eukaryotic translation initiation factor 3 complex. The coding region runs from base 182 to 2980 and encodes 932 amino acids.
UUGUCCUUCCGCCUCGUGCAGGAACUACUUCCUUUUCCUGACGCGAGUCUCCGGCAAGGCAGUUGCACGCCUCCGUCUGUUGGCCGUUCACCGCAAAACUGGAUUGUAAAACUUUAACAACCAGACGGACUGAUAACAGAGUUCUUUCUUCGAGAUCGUAGGUUUUCCAUCUUCUUCAAGCAUGUCUCGUUUUUUCGCUACUGGGUCUGACAGUGAGUCAGAGGAGUCAUCAUCUGCUGAUGAGAUCACCCCAAAGGCACCUGGGACCACCUUUAAGCAGUCCUUGCUGCUCAGUGAUGAAGAGGAAGACACCAAGCGAGUUCUGCGUAGCGCAAAGGACAAAAGGUUUGAGGAACUGACCAACCUCAUUAAGACAAUCCGCAAUGCCAUGAAGAUCCGUGACAUGGCCAAGUGUCUGGAAGAGUUUGAGCAGUUAUGUCGAGUCUUCCUUAAAAGCAAGAACAUAGUGGAUAAAGAGGGGGUUCCUUCUUUUUACAUCCGACUCCUAGCAGACCUGGAGGACUAUCUAAACCAGCUGUGGGAAGACAAGGAAGGCAAAAAGAAGAUGAAUAAAAACAAUGCAAAAGCUCUGAGUACACUCCGCCAGAAGAUUCGCAAAUACAACAGGGACUACGAGACAGAAAUCACUGCAUACAAAGAGAACCCACAGGAGUCUGCAGAUGAAGAGGAGGAGAAGGCGCAAGAUGAUUCAGGUUCCUCAUCAGAGGAUGAUGACGAUGACGAUGAUGACAUCCCUACAGCCAAGUCUUUCCUAAAGAAAAAGCCUGAAGCUGUCCCAGAGGCUAGCAAGGCUGCCAAAGGCUCUGGGGAUGAUGAGUCUUCUAGUGGUGGCGAUGAUGAUGAUGAAGACGAUGACGACGACGAUGGUGGCUGGGGCUCAGACUCCGUUGGCAGUGGAAGCGAGAGCUCUGAUGAAGCAGAAGGAAAGAGUGCGUCCCUGGCCAUGGCCUUUCUUAAAAAGCCCCAGUUACCUGACAAAGCCAGUGAAAAGGUUACAAAAAAGAAGAAGCUGAAGAAGAAAGUGCGCAUAGAGGAAGAGCCUGAGGAAGAACCUGGUGAGGAAGUGGAGGGAGGAUGGGAGAAGGUCAAGGGUGGAGCCCCCAUGGUCAAGGAAAAGCCAAAGAUGUUUGCUAAAGGAACUGAGAUCAACAUUGCAGUGGUGGUAAAGAAACUCAACGAGAUCCUGCAGGCAAGAGGGAAGAAAGGCACUGACAGGGCUGCUCAGAUUGAGCUGCUCCACUCGCUGUCCAGCAUCUCCGCUGAGCACAACCUUGGUGUUGGAAUCUUGGUCAAAAUAAAGUUCAACAUUGUCGCCUCCUUAUAUGACUACAAUCCCAAUCUGGCAGCUUUCAUGAAGCCCGAAAUGUGGAAGAAGUGUCUGGACUGCAUAGAGGAGCUGCUGAACAUCCUUUUCGACAACAACAAUGACAUCUUCAUUGGGGAGAACAUUGCGGAGGACAGCGAAAAUCUGGCGAUCUCAGAGCAGCCUUUCCGGGUCCGCGGUUGUAUCUUGACUCUGGUGGAGAGGAUGGACGAAGAGUUUACAAAGAUCAUGCAGAACACAGAUCCCCACUCACAAGAAUAUGUGGACAACCUGAAAGAUGAGGGGCGAGUGUGCGAUAUCAUUGAUGGUCUGCUCUCGUACUUGGAGAAAAAGGGAACCACGGAGGAGGUGUGCCGUGUAUACCUGCGCAGGAUCAUGCACACUUACUACAAGUUUGACUACAAGGCUCAUGAGCGCAGCAAGGCCCUGCAGGGAGAGUCCAAGUCCGAACAGGACCAAAUGGAGGCAGAGGGCGAAAACAGUGCCCUGAAUAUGGACCGCCUCUGCAAGUUCAUUUACGCCAAGGACCGCACCGACCGUAUUCGUACCUGUGCCAUCCUCUGCCACAUCUAUCACCAUGCCCUGCAUUCCCGCUGGUACCAGGCCCGAGACUUGAUGCUCAUGAGCCACCUCCAAGACAACAUUCAGCACGCUGACCCACCAGUGCAGAUCCUCUACAACAGAACCAUGGUUCAGCUGGGCAUCUGUGCCUUCCGUCAAGGGAUGAUCAAGGAUGCCCACAACGCACUGCUCGACAUCCAGUCUUCUGGUCGUGCUAAAGAGCUUCUGGGUCAGGGCUUGCUCAUGAGGAACAUGCAGGAGAGGAACGCCGAACAGGAGAAGAUCGAGAAGAGAAGACAGGUGCCCUUCCACAUGCACAUCAACCUGGAGCUACUGGAGUGUGUCUAUCUGGUGUCAGCCAUGUUGCUGGAGAUCCCAUACAUGGCUGCUCAUGAGUUUGAUGCCCGGCGUAGAAUGAUCAGCAAGCAGUUCCAUCACCAGCUCAGGGUGGGAGAGAGGCAGCCCCUCCUGGGACCCCCUGAGAGCAUGAGGGAGCAUGUGGUGGCUGCCAGCAAGGCCAUGAAGAUGGGCGACUGGCGCACGUGUCACUCCUUCAUCAUCAACGAAAAGAUGAACAGUAAAGUUUGGGACCUAUUCGCAGAGACUCAGCAAGUGCGCGAGAUGCUCGUCAGGAAGAUCCAGGAGGAGUCUCUGAGGACCUACCUGUUCACCUACAGCAGCGUUUAUGACUCUAUCAGCAUGCAGACCUUGUCUGAGAUGUUUGAACUCGAGAUCCCGACAGUUCACAGCAUUAUCAGCAAAAUGAUCAUCAAUGAGGAGCUGAUGGCCUCUCUGGACCAGCCCACGCAGACUGUGGUGAUGCACCGCACCGAGCCCACCUCCCUGCAGAACAUGGCCCUUCAGCUGGCUGAGAAACUGGGCAGCUUAGUGGAGAACAAUGAGCGUGUCUUUGACCUUAAGCAAGGGGUCUAUGGAGGCUACUUCAACAGAGAUCAGAAAGGUGGAUAUCAACAGAAGCAGUCCUACCAGAGAGAUCAGAAAGGAGGUUAUCAGCAGAACAAGUCGGGCUACCAACGUGGUGGCUACAGAAACCAAAACCAAAGCAAUUAUUGAUUUUUGGUGGAAGGUUUGUGCAGUGACUUGAACCAGUUUUCAUUCCAUAAGGACGACGACAUCACCUGCGGGCUCACACUUUCCAACCUCAUCAUACAAGAACCCCCCGGCCUCUCACUGCAGCUCAUUUGGACACUGAACGUUUGAAGGUUACUAAUGGAGUCUUGCAGUGUGGGAACACAUGGUCAAGCUUCUGUUCAAGAGAAACGUGAAUUAUCUAAUAAACAUGAGACACAAUCUUA